CCCAUGCACACGCUGAAGCAAGGCAAGCAGAGGAAUUUCUGGGUGCAGGAAGGACCCCUCCUCUCUCUCUCUCUCCCUCUCUCUCUGUCGUUCUCUCUGCAUCCGAUUUUCCUCUCAUCUCUCCACUGCUCUGUGCUGAGAAAAGGGGGAGGUGAGGGGGGAUGAAGGUGGUCUUGCAGUCGACGAGAGAAAAUGAACAUGAGUUUGCUGAGGAGUAGCUGCAACGAGAGGGAAAAACCUUUGCACAUGAGCCCUGCGGAUUGAUAAAAGAGGGACAAAUGACCACUCUGCACGGAGUCCGCCGCUUCAGUUGUUUAACUUGUUGAUGCAACGUUACAACACAGUUUUCCUUUUUUCCUCUCUGUUCUAUCGUCUGGCUGCAGUGAGUAAUAGAUGGCUGGCGGGAUUGCUAAUAUUCUUUUCCGAGGAUUAGUGUUUUAUUGAACUCAUCGAGGAUGCAGAUUAAUGAUGGAGCUUCUCUGUGAUGCAAUCUAUCUCUGAGCCGUAGCACUGUGACAAGCGGAGUAGGGUCCUUUUAAACACUACAGGUCAGCAUGGCAGCGGGUGUAGCGGCAUGGCUUCCCUUCGCCAGAGCGGCGGCCAUCGGGUGGAUGCCCGUGGCGAGCACCCCGAUGCCUAUCCCUCCCCAAGACAAGAGGAAAGCCCAGGACGGGUUCAUCAUCCUCAACGUGAGCGGUACCAAGUUCCAGACGUGGCGGACCACGCUGGAGCGGUACCCGGACACCUUGCUGGGGAGCACCGAGAGGGACUUCUUCUUCCACGAGGAGACCAACGAGUACUUUUUUGACCGCGACCCCGAUAUCUUCAGGCACAUCCUCAAUUUCUACCGAACGGGCAAGCUGCACUACCCGCGCCAAGAGUGCAUAUCCGCGUACGACGAGGAGCUCGCCUUCUUCGGCAUCAUUCCCGAGAUCAUCGGAGACUGCUGCUACGAGGAGUACAAGGACCGGAGGCGCGAAAACGCGGAGCGGCUCCAGGAUGACGAGGAGAUGGACAUGAGCAACGACGUCACGCCGGUGAAUCUGACGUUCCGGGAGUACCUGUGGCGGGCUUUUGAAAACCCACACACCAGCACCCUGGCGCUGGUUUUCUACUAUGUCACGGGGUUCUUCAUCGCCAUAUCGGUGAUGGCCAACGUGGCGGAGACGGUUCCGUGCGGGACUCUGCCCAACAGGUCCAAGGAGGUCUCCUGCGGGGUGCGCUACGCGCUGGCCUUCUUCUGCUUGGACACUGCGUGCGUCAUGAUAUUUACGGUCGAGUACCUGCUCCGCCUGAUCGCUGCUCCCAGCCGCUGCAAGUUUAUGAAGAGUGUUAUGAGCGUCAUCGACGUGGUGGCGAUCAUGCCGUACUACAUCGGCUUGGUCAUGACCGACAACGACCAGGUGAGCGGGGCGUUCGUCACGCUGAGGGUCUUCCGCGUCUUUCGGAUUUUCAAGUUUUCCCGGCACUCUGCGGGGCUACGCAUCCUUGGCUACACCCUGAAGAGCUGCGCCUCCGAGCUGGGCUUCCUCCUCUUCUCCCUCACCAUGGCCAUCAUUAUAUUCGCCACAGUCAUGUUUUAUGCGGAGAAAGGCUCCACAGCAACCAAGUUCACCAGCAUCCCCGCAGCCUUUUGGUACACCAUCGUCACCAUGACAACACUGGGGUACGGUGACAUGGUGCCAAAGACGAUUGUGGGGAAGGUGUUUGGGUCCAUAUGCUCUCUGAGCGGGGUGCUGGUCAUCGCCUUGCCUGUCCCUGUCAUAGUGUCAAACUUCAGCCGUAUCUACCACCAAAGCCAGCGGGCAGAGAAACGACGAGCCCAGAGGAAAACUCGCCUCGCUAGAAUCCGUGCUGCGAAGAUUCGGGGCACUAAUGCCUUUUUGCGCUACAAACAAAACGGGCCCCUGAUCGACGCCUUUGAGGAGGCCUCUAAGAAAGCAGGACAAGCCCUGGUUGGAAAGGCCGCUAGCCCUCCUUUCGAGAGCCAACAUCAUCAUUUGCUGCACUGCUUGGAGAAGACCACGAAUCACGAGUUUGUGGACGAGCAGACCUUCCAGGCCAACUGCAUGGAGAUCUCAGUGGUGAACAAGUCGGGCUCCUGCACUUCCUCAAUGUCCUCGUCUCCGCACGGCCUUAGCUCGUGCUGCUCUCGACGCCACAGGAAGAAGAGCAGCUUCAGCCUGCCGAGCACCAACAACCAGGAGCUCAGCACCAUACAAAUCAGAGAGAGGCCCGUGUCCAACAGCCGCUCCAGCCUGAACGCCAAACUCAAUGAGACUGUACCCUUGAAGUGCGACGAAGCUUACAUCUCCCCGACCAUGGUCCGGCUGUCCGCCCCGGUGGUGACCUCGUCAGACAACACCUCCACCUCCACCACCACAUACUUGCACAGCAACAUUGUCCGAGUAUCUGCCUUGUAGAUGUCACGCCUAUCUGAUCUGAUCAGCUAACUGGUCUCAGAAAGCACCAGGUGCUGAGGAGAGGGACCACCGAGCAUCAACCUGCCAUAACCAAGAGGGAUUAUAAACUUAACAGUGGUUGAGAUUUUUAUUUGAAGUUGUGAUUUCAUCUGAUGUCAGACUUUGCAUGGAGUUAAAAAAAAAAAAAACUGUGUGGACAGCCGCCUGAGAAGUUUGAUGUUGAACCAGCAGAUCUUGCUCCAUUAAGCACAUCAAAGCGAGAAAGCGUUUGGAGUGAUCGUCAUCGUUGCCUAAACAUACUGAGAGAAAAACCUUAUUUUUCAGUAUGUGACUUAGACGUAUUUGUUGUCUCUGAUUCAAAGGCGGAAAAGUCUCGAGAUCAUUCUCGACGGCCUCUGAUGAUAAAGCACACAUAUUCAUUGCCUAAAUGGGCCAUCUUUGUGAAUAUGAAAUCACUCUCCACCCUGUUCCAUUUAAAACUCUCUUCGAUUAAAUGCUUUCUUAUCUUCCCCCUUCACUGUUGUAGAGUCCAAAAAACAUACAUCCACUGGAAGAGAUCGAUGUUGUGAAUAAUCAUGAACUUGACUCAUUAACUGGCUGGUUUAAUCGCCCGAUGAACAAAAUCACCCGACUCAUCCGGACAUGUUUGUGAAAUGUGCAAGUGAAAGUUAAACGACCAAAUCUGUGUUAGCUUCUAUAUUUGCCAUGCUGGCUCAGUAUGAAAGCCGCUGUCGGUAGUUAAAAGUUGUUACUGAUAACUAUACAGGGUAUACGUUAGUUAGGGCACAAGUGAAUAGGGAGAUGUCCUUGGCAACACUUGACUAACCUUAAUGUGGACACAUACAGAAUGGUAGCAUCGGCCUUCAACACCUUAGGAGAGUACAGUGAAUGACUUCCUCACAAUGACUUUGUUGACUCCAUUGCGUCAAAGCACCAUUUUGUAUAUUUUUCAUACUGUAAAUAUUUCUCGGUUAGGACUUUAUCAAAUGCAUCUGAAGUUGGCUCCUCUCAUUUCUAGAUUUAGUUCGAACAGUUGUUGGCCAAAACUCUUUCUGUCUGUUACCUGGUUGAAUUUAAUGAUUUGCAUGCUGUCAUUGCAGAAUUAUGUUUUAAUUAAAGUGUGUCUCUGCUUCUUGUUGGGAGGUUUGUCAGUGAUGGGAAAAUCAAUGGAUUGGAGCACAAUAAAGCUGGCGUGUGUCCGGA
Molecule: messenger RNA, 3626 nt
Organism: Girardinichthys multiradiatus
Lineage: Eukaryota; Metazoa; Chordata; Actinopteri; Cyprinodontiformes; Goodeidae
Product: potassium voltage-gated channel subfamily D member 2-like
Exons: 7
Coding region: 555-2423 (622 amino acids)
Biological process (GO): protein homooligomerization; potassium ion transmembrane transport
Cellular component (GO): voltage-gated potassium channel complex; membrane
Molecular function (GO): protein binding; A-type (transient outward) potassium channel activity
Source: RefSeq, a predicted model, not a curated record